Messenger RNA from Haliotis rubra (blacklip abalone), 946 nucleotides. RefSeq lists its product as uncharacterized. The record is from RefSeq and is a predicted model, not a curated record. NCBI's taxonomy places the organism in Eukaryota, Metazoa, Mollusca, Gastropoda, Lepetellida, Haliotidae. The coding region runs from base 144 to 680 and encodes 178 amino acids. The transcript is spliced from 3 exons.
CUCGACAAAACAGCUAUUUUUAUUCAGCGUAUGGUCGAAGUCCAUAUUGUGCAUGUGGCCUUGACUGGCAUAUGGGCUAGGUGUGUAUAGCAGGGUGGCGAGCGGAGUAGUCGGUGUCGUCGCACGGUAUUACAACAGGCACCAUGUGGUCAUUCAACCCAGUUGCCUUUGUGCUGUUUGUGGUGGAGCUGUAUCACAUUCUGGGACACGCGGCCAUCUUGUUCCGAGUUCGGUUACUGCCACGGAAAGAUCUUGUUCGCAUCCGCUUCUACUUCCUUUUUGACGCUGCCUCAGUCUUCAUAACCUGCUUCCUGUACACGGGUAAACUCAGAUGGUUGGCAAGUCUGCAUCUUAUACAGCACCUCUUCUACUUCAUCACCUGGAACAAAUCAUCCCUGGCUAAUAAGAUAAUGGACUGGAGUUCGCUGGAUUAUUUCAAAAGUCACAAGAAAGAUCGCUUGGAGCUGGAUUCAAUCCUAGGAACCGCGUUUGACAUCGCUGUCCAUGUCCUCAACGUGUAUAUGCUGACAAGCUAUCUGCCAACUGUGGGCGUCCUACUGGGCCUGGCGGUGGCUCACGGUAGUGCCUACUUCAUCUUGUACAACCCCCGCCUCGCCUGGAGCAGCCCCUCCAAGAUGCCAGCCUGGAUAGAGAGGCGCAUCAGACCACUGGAGACCUGACCAGUGGAAUCUUAAUGCAACACAGUCACUAUUAUCUCGUAUAUUUUACGUCUUUUUGUAAAGCUUGUUGCGCGUUUGUACACGUGAUGUCACACGAUUUUAUUGAACUCCACUUGACACAAUGGCCAUGAUCUCUCUGCGUUAUUCAGUCUAAGUAAACUUAGGCUCAGUAUUAUUCGUUACACUGCUAUACUGAGUCUAACAAAACCUAGUAGAAGGUCGCGUCAGCUAACCUUUUGGACUGACCAAUCAGAACACAGCUUACC